AUGCAUUUAAUACAUUCUCUUGACUUCUUAAAUAUUCUUUCAGGAACAAUCGAUCGAGUUGGUAAUCAACCAGUUCAUACUCCAUUUCGACCACAUUUUGGCAUGUAUUUUAAAACUCAAUUACUUGAAACAUCAAAAGGUCGUGAUUUAGAUUUUGAUCGUGCUGUUCAUGCUUAUUAUUCACCUUAUCAUACAUUUAUUGAUUCUUUAGCACGAUAUGCUUAUAAUCAAAAUUCUCUCAGUGGUUCCAUAUUAAAUCUUGUAACACUUGUUGCUUGUGAAGGUGUACAAAGUAUGCAUUUACAUUUAUUUGCUAAAUUAUGUCUUGAAAUUUCCAAUCAAUCAAAAACAAGUGCACAAACUUUAAUACAUGAUUUAUUACAAACAUCAUCAUCAUAUUAUUUUCAUCAUUUUAUUGAAAUUGUUUUAAUUGAUGAACGUAUAUCAUUAUAUCAAAUAGAUAAUUAUUCAUUUCUUUAUACAUAUUUACCAAUGAUAUUAAAUAUGAAAAAAACUUUAUCAACAACAACAACAGCAGCAGCAACAACAGCAACAGCAGCAGCAACAACAACAACAACAACAAUAACAACAACAACAACAACAUCAAAUGAUUCUAUACAUGCGUUCAUACAACGUCUUGAACAAUUAUUAAAUAAAACAUGUGAACAUUGUUUACAAUCAAUAUAUAAUGAAUCCCAAACAAAUUUAGAUUGGUUACAAUCAUAUAAAAAAUUAUCUAAAUCAAUUAAUUAUUCUCAUAUGCAAAUUAUUGGUGAUAUUAAAGCAUUAGAAAUAUAUUUACAUUGUCAAUUAACUAAUGAUAAAAGUAAAAUACAAAAUAUAAUUGAACAGAGUAUACGAUUUAUUGAACAACAUUUACAAUUACCACUAUUAAUUGAUGAUGAACAACAACAAUUACAACAACAAGAAAGUGAAACAACCAUAACAACAACAACAACAAUUGUUGAUGAUGAAAGUAAUCCAAUAAAAAAACGACGUUUAGAUGAUAAUAAUUUAACAAUUGAUAUAACAAAUAAUGAUCCAAAACGUAAAGCUAUUAUGGAUGCAUUACAAAUUUUACAAACAUUUUUGACAAAUAUGAAUAAUAUAACAAAUGAAUCGACCACAAUUGAACAAUAA
Molecule: messenger RNA, 1140 nt
Organism: Rotaria sp. Silwood2
Lineage: Eukaryota; Metazoa; Rotifera; Eurotatoria; Philodinida; Philodinidae
Source: the annotation of a GenBank genome assembly